Molecule: messenger RNA, 1587 nt
Organism: Aspergillus terreus NIH2624
Lineage: Eukaryota; Fungi; Ascomycota; Eurotiomycetes; Eurotiales; Aspergillaceae
Product: NAD(P)/FAD-dependent oxidoreductase
Exons: 2
Coding region: 1-1587 (528 amino acids)
Cellular component (GO): cytoplasm
Molecular function (GO): oxidoreductase activity
Source: RefSeq, a predicted model, not a curated record
AUGGGCGCCAUUGUGUCUAGCAUCCAACGGGUCUAUCUCGAUUUGAGCGCCGUCAUCUCGGAGCUCAGUCAGACUAAACACUCCUUUGACUCGCUUCUUGCUCGGCUCUCGAUGGUGACACCUCCCGUGCCAAAUCCAUCCAAAUCCUACUGGCAAGAAGAUCCACCAUUUCCCAACCUCGUCGACGUCCAGUCGCCCGAGCUGCCGACGACGGCAGACAUCCUCAUCAUUGGCUCCGGUAUCUCUGGCGCAAGUGUGGCGUAUACGAUCCUCUCCCAGUCGUCCAAACGCGGGAUCUCCCCGAGGGUUGUCGUUUUAGAAGCGCGGAAUCUGUGUAGUGGCGCUACUGGGAGAAAUGGCGGCCAUAUCAAGUGUUCACCGUAUACGGAAUAUGCAGGGCUCAAGGCAAGAUUUGGAAGAGAGCGUGCGAAGAAAUUACUCCAUUUUCAGCGUCGACAUUUGGCCAUUCUGCUUGAGCUCGUGCAGCAGGAGGAAGACCUGAAGAUUAGCGAGGCGCGAGAAGUUCAGACAGUCGAUAUUUUUACCGACCAAAAGAUGUGGAAUGAAGCGAAGAAGAUGGUGCAGGAGUUGAGACAGGAUGUCCCUGAGAUGGCUGAAGACGUUGUGGUUCAUGACGGCACUGAAGCGUGUGAAGAAUUACACAUCGACCCCCAGUACUGCUACGGCAUCAUCACUUACAAGGCCGGAGCACUGUGGCCCUAUCGCUUGGUUACCGCUCUCUUUGCGUCUCUUCUCUCGACAUAUAGCUCUACCUUUUCCAUCGAGACCAACACCCCUGCAACUGAUAUACACGUCAACCCCGACAAUCCCAAUCGCCCGUUCAACGUCCACACCCCCCGCGGAGAGAUCAAUGCGACGCAUGUUAUCCAUGCAACCGACGCAUUCGCAGCGAACCUUCUCCCCGGAUUGACAGGCAAGAUCUUCCCCAUGCGCGGCCACAUGACCGCACAAGAGCCCGGACCCCUAUUCCCCCAGCUCGGCGGCGCACGGUCGUGGAGCUUCAUCCACCGGCGCGGUUUCGACUAUAUCACUCAACGUCCGGGGACGGACGGCGAGCUAAUGGCGGGCGGGGGCGUGGUGCAAUCCCCCGAACAUGGACUGGAUGAGUUUGGGGUUUGGCGAGACGACCGAAGCAGCUACGCGAUCCGCGCCUAUCUGGACGGUCUCUUGCCAACGAUCUUUGGGGCUCAUAAUUGGGGAGCUGACCGAGGUGCCCGGGUGAAAAUGGCCUGGACGGGAUGUAUAGGGUUCACGCCGGACUUGUUGCCGUUUGUCGGUGUCUUGGAUCCGAGGAUCACGCAGAGGGAGAUCCCGAAGACGAGCUCGAGCGAAGGUGCGAGACCGCCUGCUGAGUGGAUCGCGGCGGGCUUUCACGACGGCAUGGUCUUCGCUUGGCUGUCUGGAGUGGCCGUUGGCUUGAUGGUAGUUGGAGAGGAGGAUGAAGUGGUUGAACCGGCUCCUGGGAUACCAGGGGGGAGAAUCGCCGAGUGGCUGCCGGAGGAGUUGGUGUGCUCGAAGCAGAGGGUGGAUGGGUUACAUGCGUCGAAUCUUGCAGCGCUUCUGUGA